Syngnathus typhle (broad-nosed pipefish) is the source of this 4487-nucleotide messenger RNA. RefSeq names its product leucine rich repeat transmembrane neuronal 4 like 2 (gene lrrtm4l2). Lineage: Eukaryota; Metazoa; Chordata; Actinopteri; Syngnathiformes; Syngnathidae. The record is from RefSeq and is a predicted model, not a curated record. Gene Ontology annotation, molecular function: protein binding. The transcript has 3 exons. The coding region runs from base 136 to 1824 and encodes 562 amino acids.
GAGAGGGUUCCGCGACCCUCCAUCGGCGCGCCACAGAAUGAUUGCGCUGCGCACAGACGGCUAAACAGGCAACGGACCCACCUCGCACCAGAAGUGAAAGGGUUCCUUUUCGUUUUGCUUUAUUUCCAACGCUGCAUGACGGAUCAAAACUUCCCGCUGCGUUUCUCUUACUCAUUACUCCUUCCCUCAGAAACCAUGGGUUCUGUGAUGUUGGGCUGGAGGUUUUCAUGUCUUCUGGUGCAGGCCGCUGUGUGGCUGCUGCUCAGCAAGGGGGAGAGGAUGUGCCCAGCAAGUUGUCGCUGCGAAGGCAAGCUGGUCUACUGCGAAUCAGGCGUUUUCCAAGACAUUCCGGAGAAUAUCACCACGGGAUGCCAAGGUCUGUCGCUGCGCUAUAACAACCUUCUGGUGUUGAUGCCCUACCAGUUUGCGCAUCUCAAUCAACUUGUCUGGCUCUACUUGGACCACAAUUCCAUCAGUGCCGUGGAUGUUUUAGCCUUCCACGGUGUGAGGAGGCUCAAAGAACUCAUCAUCAGCUCAAAUAAAAUAGCCCACCUGCACAACAACACAUUCAGCGCCAUUCCAAACCUGCGCAAUUUGGAUCUGUCUUACAACAAGCUCCAGUCCCUCCAGCCGGGACAUUUGUUUGGCCUGCGCAAGCUCCAGAAUCUGCACCUUCGAUCCAACGGACUAAAACUGAUUACGGUCCGUACGUUUCUGGAAUGCCGUAGCCUCGAGUUCCUGGAUUUGGGAUACAACCGGCUGCGGAGCCUCACCCGCACAACCUUUUUGGGACUGUUUCGCCUCAAAGAGCUUCAUUUAGAGCACAAUCAAUUUUCUCGGAUUAAUUUCUACAUUUUCCCGCGCCUCACCAACCUGCAGGCUCUUUAUUUGCAAUGGAACCGCAUACGAGCCGUCAGCCAAGGCGUACCUUGGACCUGGCCCAAACUGCAGAAACUGGACCUUUCGGGGAAUGAAAUCCAAACGUUGGAUCCCCUGGUUUUCCAGUCGAUGCCAAAUUUACAAACACUCAAUCUGGAAUCCAACAAGCUCAGGAGUGUGCCCGUGGAAGCGGUGGCGGCGUGGACUUCAGUGACCACCAUCGGUUUGGCGGGGAACUCUUGGGACUGCAGGCCGAACAUUUGCCCGCUGAUGGCGUGGCUCAGGACCUUGAGAGACGCCAAAGACAUCAGCAUGAUAUGCAGCAGUCCAAAGUCUACGCAGGGGGAGAGGGUUGUGGACGUUGUGGGGAAUUAUUCCACCUGCGUAGACAUCAUGCCGACCGUGGACACUACCCGUGCUCCGGUUUUAUUGACUUCAAGCCCCUUUGUGAACGUCACACCUCACCGUCUCUUGCACGGUGUCACGGAGCUAGCUCUCAGUGAGUCUCCUGGUCGGACCUCACCGCCCUCAGCCAUCUGGCCUGAUAAGACAGACAUACAGACUGUGAUGCCCACAGCCGUGAGCUCCUCAACGCCUGCCUCCCUCGCCCCUUCAACUUCGUCCUUCCCAGAGAUACCUUUUGAACAUAUGGCUUUCCAUAAAAUCAUCGCAGGCACCGUAGCCCUGUUUUUGUCAGUGUCAUUGAUCCUGCUGGUUAUUUAUGUCUCCUGGAGACACUACCCCAGCACCCUGAGGCAACUGCAGCAGCACUCAGUCAAACAUAAGCGCAGAAAAAAAGGCCGGAAGCAGGAGCAGGACCUUAACUCCCAGUUGCAAGAGUACUACCUGAGCUACCAUUCAAACUCGGAGACCAUGGAUUCGCUGGCGAAUGAGGCAAGACCGUGUACGUGCACCAUUUCAGGAUCAAUAGAAUGUGAAGUAUAACGUUUCACGCGCCGUUAUGGAACCACAAAUGACAUUUCUGGCCAAGUCUAUUAUCAGACGACCGAUUUUUUAAUAAAUGGCUUCAUGAAAUGUUCCUUUCUAUUGCAUGGAAGGACAUUUUCAGAUAAAUCUAUUUGUCCGGACAGAACAGAACAUCGGGAUAUUUUUGGAGCUCAUUAUUACUGUGAUUAACAUGGGAGCUGUGGCAUGCCAGCAUUUACCACGGUACCCAGUCUACAAACUGACCACAAGUCAGCGCCGCCAAUAUGUUGACGCUUUCUGGACCGUAUCGUCUGUAAAGGAACAGAGACAUGUUUUUUUACUUGCCUGUUUUUAUCGUUCAAUGUAAAAUAUGAAGCUGUCCGGGCAUAUUCUUUAUGUAUUUGAAUGUGUACAGUGUUUGGCAAAAGAAUCAGUUUAUUACUCUGAUGAAAGACUUUCCGGCAGGUAAAUAUCGUCGUUUUAAUACUUGGCUAGUUGUACCAUUGCAUAAGGUACGAAUAGCAGUGCCACAUUCAUUUGGGACAACAGACUCGUACUUGUUUCAUCCUUUGUAUGGAUGAUACUCAUUUAUUCCAAAGUGAAUUACGUAUCAAUUUUAAAGCUGCGUUCUGUCUCAUUUUCGUGUAGGAACAAAACUAGUCGGCAGUGGUGGAAUCCAAGUGUUUCUAAUUGCGGUUACCCCAGUUCGGGCAUAACAAAAUAGAGCUCCUAGUGUGUUACAAUACUGCGUAACACGUCACUGCCCGCAACUACAACUCCAAAAAUACACACGUUGAAAUGAGUACUUCUAUGGCAGGCUCAUUCAAAAAUGAUUGAAGACAUUAUUAUCAUUACCUCCUGUAUUGGAGCUCAUUACAGUGUGUAAUUGAUCAUAAAACUGUUGUGUAUUUGUUAUAACUAAUGUAAUAUUGAUUUUGCAUUGUUUGUGAACCGUGCCAACAAAUAUGUAAUUGAAGGAAACGAUGAUGGUCAAAAUGUGAGCCGGCGAAGGAAAAGAAAAGAAACAGGCUUUUUUUCUGCAGAGUUAAACAUUUCAUAGGAUGUGAAGGGCGCAUAGAAAAUUAAUGGCAUAUUUUCUUAUUUUUCAUCCUCUUUUGUGACUCUUCUCUUGACUUUAAUAACACUGACAACGGUAUUAACUGAAUGUGGGUCACUGGUGCUGAAACAAACUGGAGCCCACAAUUCUGCGACUGUGACACCAAAAAUAAAAGCACAGAAGAGGAAAAGCAAAAUUGAGGAAGACCCCAUGGGGAUUGCAGUUGCUACGGGUCAAGUUUGUUAUGCUAUUAGGGAGACAUUAUCUGUCUUCCUCCUCUGCUUUCCUUCCACCUCCGCCUUUCAGUGUUCCCUUGAAAACUGAAGAUAACCUGCAUAGGGGACACGUGGGCAUGUGUUGCGUCAGGCAGGAUUAACCGAUGCUCUGGCAUGUGGAAUCUAUAAAAAGAUGAUAUUUUCCCCCAAGUGUGAGCCACGACCUGUACAAUUAUACGUUUUACUACAGAUGUUGCAUGUCAUUCUUUGUUUUUGUUGUUGAUUGGUUGGUGUUGAAGGGACAGCGUUGCUGACAAGUCCAAUUGUUUGUUUUGAUUGAUGGGUCUUGAUCAGUGACGAAUGAUUGCAUUUAUUAUGAUGAGUUUCUUUCAAAGACCAAUGGGAGCAUUUCCACAUGCAAAAACAAAAAGAAAAUACAGAGAACAGUAUAAAUGAUUUGUUGGUCCAACUUUGACAGAUAUUGUAAUUACACUCUGAUUUGUCUUAUAAUGACUGAUGAAAAGCAAUUUUCCUCAUGUUUUUGUGCUGUGUGUAGCCAAGGGAGAAAUGCUGAUUAGAAAGUUGUGGUCUGCAUCUCGCAAACCAUUAUCGGGGUUACUUGUUUGGUUGAAAUAUUGCAGCGGUGCACAGUAUCGACUGAGAAACAACGAGGUACAAACACAGCCGCGCGGUAUGCGCAAAGUCAGGCGGAGGAAAAGUCUAUAUGUUGUCAGCUGCUCCCUGAAGUGGAGAAUGUCCUUCAGUUGACAGAGGCAUCUGAGAAGCUGACAGCAAAAAAACAUGCGGAGGACGAGGGAAAACAGAAUUGCAAAAAUCCUGCCGGCAGACGUCCAGAAAUAUGUUUUUUUGUGUGUUCCUGUAAAGUCAAACUGCGUGGGGCCAGCGCACGCUUGACAGGCGUGAAAUUUUGAUUUACAUCUGUCACUGCAUAUUCUUUUUCAAGCAGAACAUGCGUGCAAUGUUUUCCUUGCCAAAGGUUCGAGCUGAAUUUAGAAGGGAAAAUGAAGCCAACACGGUAGUGAUGUUAUCCCAUUAAAGAUGCAUCUUAAGGUUUUAUUGUCAUUGCUUUAUUCUCCAUUAUAUGAGAUAAAAAAAAAAAUAAAAAAAAUAGAUGGUCAUUUGUAACUUUUAACCAACCUUUUUGCACUCUUGUAAGAAUUACAAUCAAUGUCUUUUCAUGGUACUGUGGUACGUAUUGCACCUAAGAAUUGUCCCCAUUCAAAGGCGAUUACAUUUUCAAGUGUGUUAACUCUAAUGUCGCAUAGAAAUAUUCAUUAUGUCCCAGAAAUCGUUGAACUCCUGGGAGAGGACCACAUUCUGCCACACACGACAGAUUACAGUUGUUUAUUUAUAUGUGAACGUAGAAGUACGAUUUUCAUCACCUUCCA